UUGAGGUCCCUUCCAGGCCUACAAUUUCUAUAAUUAUACACAGAGUAGACAGGUCUUUAUUUUUAAAACGAUUUCCUAAAAACUUUUAUACAAACUGCAUGUUCAAUCUAAACUGGCACUUCUGGGGUUUGAACCUGGCUUUCCAUAUUGCCAGGGGAAAGUCUAAACACAGAGUUGGGUUGGUUUAACUAAAGGUGUUACUUAAAACACUUAGUAAAACCAUUGCAAAAAAGGCUGCAUGGACCCUUAGUUUAAGUCAAUAAGGAACAGCUUAAGACAAAGAAAGAAUGUAUAGACAAGGGGCAACACCGGGGGCAACACCAGUUUCAACUGGUGCUCAUUUGUGCAGGGCAAUCACAUACAUGUUUUAAAGCUGCAGUUUAGGUUCACUCAAAUGGACCCUAUUCUAAAAAUAUAAUUUGACUUAUUAACACUCAGACAUUUCUUGAACCCUAGCCUCGAACACCAAGAUCCACACAUAGAAAGGGAAAGAGGGGAAAAUUUUCUCCUAUACUUAAUGGAAGUGGGUUAAAAAAAAAAAUCAAAUGACUGACAGACACUUCAUGUCAUUUAUAGCAGGAUAGCUCCAAAAAGGCCCUAAUCAGACUUAGGUCUCCUAUCAUGCUGGAGAAAUGCAUUUAUAGAUGUGAUCCCUGCACCAAAGAGCUUACCAUCUGCUCUUGCUUUUCAGGUUGGCUGCCUCUCUACUUUGCGAGCCUAGGGCUAUGUUACAUCUUGAUAUUCAGUACCAUGUUUUUCUUUCACUGGAAGAAAGUCAUCCAGCGGGAGCAACGUGCAAAAGCGUGGGUUGAGCUGAUGAGGAGCGAAACAUUCUUCCCCAAUGCAGUAGUUCACUGGGCAAACAAGAGAGCUCAUUAUGGGAUUAAAGCAGAGGUAUGCACUCCUGAGUCCAGUGCCAGCCCAAAGCAACAUGGCAAAAGCUUGGACAGAGAGAACAUCACAGGCAGGGAUGGAGCUUUCUUCCCUUCCCUUACAGGUGUGGGUUCAUACAAACUGGUGUUUCAGGAACUGCCUUAUGCUCGUUCACUCUCCAGCCUCCCACCGCUGCUCCAUCAUUCAACCUCUUAUCCUUUUUCAGCCAUUCCAUCAAGGACCGUUCCAUUCAGCUCUCUUCCUGACUUCGUUACAUUAGGAAAUGGGAGAUGCCACCUCAGUAACGGCAACUCUGCUUGUGAGAUAUAAUUCAUGUCAAACCCAGAGUGGACUGCAUCACUUGUGAUGAAAACCAAAAUAAAACAUGGAAAAAAUUUUUAAAGUCAAACAAAACAAACUGUCACCAGAAUACUUUCAAAGCCAGCUUAAAUGUGUUCUCUUUGUUACUCACAAGACACAUAGGGGCUGCAGUAAAGAUACUUCCCCCUUUGAGUGAAUUAAACCUGAACCACCCCAAUUUCAACUUCCUAUAUGUAGGGGGGGAGGGAUAGCUCAGUGGUUUGUGCAUUGGCCUGCUAAACCCAGGGUUG
Molecule: messenger RNA, 1484 nt
Organism: Chelonia mydas (Green sea turtle)
Lineage: Eukaryota; Metazoa; Chordata; Testudines; Cheloniidae
Gene: TEX38
Product: testis expressed 38
Exons: 1
Coding region: 622-1203 (193 amino acids)
Source: RefSeq, a predicted model, not a curated record